Messenger RNA from Emiliania huxleyi CCMP1516, 603 nucleotides. RefSeq lists its product as hypothetical. NCBI's taxonomy places the organism in Eukaryota, Haptophyta, Isochrysidales, Noelaerhabdaceae. Bases 1 to 603 code for a protein of 200 amino acids. The record is from RefSeq and is a predicted model, not a curated record. The transcript is spliced from 2 exons.
AUGUCCUCUUCGCGCAACGUCCUCUCCAUCGUCGUCGAUCGAGAGCUUUCCGGCAACGCGCGUGGCCUGCGCUCGCUCCCCCCUCGCUUCCUCGCCGGCAUCGACGCAGGCGGCGGCCCGCGUGACCGAGCCGCCGUCGCCGCCUCUCGAGGACACGUUGGCACUGGCGAGCUAUUGCUUCAGCUUGACUCGGAGAUGCCUGCUCCCGCCGAGCUACGCAAGCUGAUCGCUGACCUGAGCGCGCGGCUGGGCGAGUCGGCGAGCCAGCGCGAGGUCUUUCUCUGCUGCGGCGGAGACGCGAUCAUUUCCCGCGUCCUCCUGCGGCUGUGCAGGAGGGAGGCGGGGCGGCCGUCCGCUCGCCUGCCCGAGGGCGCUCCUCUGGACGUGAUUAACGAGUGCACCCAGAUCCUCGCCGAGCUCGCCAUGCUCGACCUCCAGCACGCCGAGGCGCUCGCGUCGCGCCACGAGCUCAUCGGCACGCUCUUCCUGCUGAUGGCGGAGCCGCAGGCGGCGGACGCGGCGCUCGCCCUUUCCAUGACAGGCCUCGCUCUCGUCUCGCGCGCCCUCGCAGUGCUACUCGCGAAGUCGGCUGAGCAGGGCUAG